Messenger RNA from Pecten maximus, 2866 nucleotides. RefSeq lists its product as uncharacterized. Bases 97 to 2277 code for a protein of 726 amino acids. The transcript is spliced from 15 exons. Lineage: Eukaryota; Metazoa; Mollusca; Bivalvia; Pectinida; Pectinidae. The record is from RefSeq and is a predicted model, not a curated record.
UAUAAACAUGGCGCCCACAAUGUAAACAUUCCAACGUGAACAUCAUUUGCCGAGUAUACAGUAACUAUAUGAUACAACUUUUUUGUCAUUAUUACCAUGAAGAGUUCAAUGGCGGGUCGCUUGACCAUGUCCUCCUUGUUGGCACCAAGUCUGGACAGCAGUCUAGCCAGUAAUACAAGCUCUCAGAACAGGAGCAGUGCAAGCCUCACUAAAGCUGAAAAGGAGAUAAAGGCACUUAAAGCAGAAAAUAACAAGCUGAGAAAAGAUUUGGAGGAUGUGAGGUCUCUUUAUAACCAGCUGGUAUCUGAAAAUUCUCAUGAGAAAUUUGACGAGAGGAGGAUCACAUUACUGAAGUCCCACAUCAUACAGUUAGAAAGACAGGUACUGUUGAUGUCCGAGGCCCUGAGCUCUCGCAGUGGAGCAUUAAUGGAGGUGGAGAAUGCCCUUACAUGGUUGGCUGACAAAUGCAGACACUAUAUAGCCCUGGAGGUCCCAGGAGCAACAGUUUCUGUUCCAAGGUCAGACUUCACACAGAUGGUACACACUGCUGAGUCGAGUAGAAUCAAGCUUUUCAAAAACAUAGAGAACUGCUCCACACAGACACAAGGCCAGGCUCUGAUGUUUAUGAAUGCCUUCAUCAAACCACAAUCCUUCCAGAAUUGUACCUUGUUAGAUAUAGCCUCCGGUAGACUUGACUACAUCAACCUAAAACAUGUGUCAAAGCUGGAGAGCAAGUUAUCCUCCCUAUACAAAGACCUUACGCAGCUUCACGAUGUCCUGGAGACCCCACAGGACAGAUCUGUGAUGACGUCAUCAUGUGUAGCUAGUGUGAUCCGUGACAGGGCAUCAACCCAACUCCUCAGGUCCUGUGCCCGCCUCAAAGACUGUUGUGGAGACCUGCUUUCUCUCUCACUGCUCUACCCCAGUGCACCCUGGCCACCAUUGAAGAAAUCGAUGCUGAAAGAUGUGACCUGUGAUCAUGUGAUGGCCAGUCUUCCUAGUCUUCCUAAGUCUAAAAUACCAGAGGUCAAGCGAGUGAUGACCGCUCUCCUUAAAGCCCAGAGUUAUCAUCAUCACAUGCUGUCCCAACAGAUAAAAGGAUUAAAAGAAGAAGUGAAAUUCCAUCAAGCUGUUUAUAAUCUCCAGAUCUCCUACUCCGAGACACUCCUGACCGCAGUAAGGGAAGGAUACAGAGACUUUGAGAAGUCCACUAAUGAGUUCCUCAUCAAGCCUCUACGUGAUAUUUUGGAGGCCUAUUUAAGUAUGAAAACCUCAGGCAGUGAGACUGGUCUUCGGCAAUUCCUGACUUGUUUCAAAAAUAGCGAGGAUCAGCUAAUGGAUGCUGUCCUAAAACUGUCAACAGAGGGUAAACAUGAAAAUGGGAGUGGUGCGGAGGUUCUGUCCCAGUUUGGGGAGGAGUUUACUAAAUCUCUGGAUAAGGCUGUGAAACAAAGUCAGUGGCGGAGAGAUAAGGCAGGGAAGGAGAGAGCAGAAUUAAAGGAAGAACAAAAGAAACUUGAGGAGGAACUACAAAGUCUCCUGGACAAACAGGAGAGCUCCUUUCAAGAUAUGUUUCCUCAGAGUGACGACACACUAGCAGCCACGGACAGGAGUAUAUUAACAGGGAAUGAAGAUAGUGAAGCCAGCACCAAAAAUAGACACUCAGCUGCCAAAUCUAACAUUGACAAUAGAUUCUCAUUACACGAAAGUGGCUCACUCAACAAGGACCCAUUAGCUCAGUGUACUGAGAAUGUGUCACGUCUCAGUUUAGAGGAGAAGUCUUCGAUACAGGGCAUGCAAAGAGACAAUAGUCCCUCGAACAGUAGAGGGAUUAAACCUCCUCGCAGUAGUCGUAGGGGCAAUAGUCUGCCUGAUAGGAAGCAUAGGAGUGUGAGUCGUUCAGGAAAUAUACAAAGAGUGUCUAGCCCAUCAGAGGGAAGACAGAAGAAUGAAGGUCAGGAGGGAAAACUGCAUGCAGAGAUUAGUUCUCUAGAGAAUAAAGAGGAGGGCAGGUCAAGCAGUGUACCAGGCAUUCCACCUGUAGGGAAAAAAACAGGGAAAGUUAAAAAGGAGCAGAAAUAUCUUCCAAACACUUUUGUUCCCAACAGAACACUGAAGCUGAGAAGGGCUGGGAGUCUGAGCUCUCUCAGUGAUCAACAAGAUACAGGGUCAGAUACUGAAUCGGUCAGUAGUCAAACAUUAAGGGGGGUAAAUCCUGGAGCAGCCCGCAAAUCAACAAUACCACGGAGAUCAAUUAGUAGAUCAGGUCACAGCUAACAAUACUCAAGCUUGUGCUAAGUAGUGAAGUAUGAGUACUAGCUAGAUUUAUAAGUGCGUACAAUUUUAAGUCUCUUCUUUUCAAAUUCACCAUUAGAUACGGGAAGUUAUUUACAAGUGGUGAUAUAUUUGUGGCUGUCACUGUAAUGAUAUAAAGGCAUUAAAAUCUGGUGUCAAGAACUGUCCACUAACUCUGAAUGUCCAAGGGCCUGUUCAUUUAUGCGGACAAACUGGUUCGUCAGUUUUUAAAUGUGAUAUUUCAAACAUAUACCUUGACGGAUCUGCAAAUGUUAAUACAGGCCUUGGAAGUCUUUAUCAAGACUUGUCCGAAAACAAUAUAAAAUCACCAGGUCUUUAUUUCAUAAACGAACAACAUCAGUCCAACCGUUUGGACCGCAAAAACGAAAACGGCCCUGUCUGCCAUUUCGUAUCUACAUGUAUAUGUCCUAAUUUAAUUCCAAGUUUUAUAUCUUCUGAAUAUGUAAUUUAUAUAUUUUAUACUUUAUUAGUACUGUUUGUUUUUGUUCUUGUAUUUCACUGUUGUUAUCUAUUUUUAACUUAUUUUACAUAAACAUGUCACAAUAAUGUC